UUUUUAAACUCAGAGUAACCCAGGGUUUAUUCAGUCGCCAGCCAUCAGCAAGUUCUGCGAUAAUCAGCUGUCUCAUUGGCUGUAGAACGGACUGUAGCACAGCGCUAAUAAAAGAAUAGUAAGCAAAGCAGUGAGCCAGGAGAGAGCUGCGAGUGAGUAUGACAAGGAGCUAAUGUACAGUACAAUACAACUGAUGACUCGAAUGAGCAGUUCAGUAUACAAGUGAAGUUCAUUGAAAUCUGUACCGACGUGUUUAUGACAGUCCCGUGAUAUCAGUAGUAAAAAAUAAACGUGGUGAUAUAUUUUAAGAUUUAAAAACAGUUACUGGUGUCUCAAUACAUUUGCGAUGUUCUUAACAUUGGAGGAUAGUCGCCAUUGAAAAAAAUUAACAACGUCCGGUCGAGUGUCUUGAGUUAUUAUGUUUAAAUGUAUACAUGAUAUAUAAUAAAGAGAGCAACAGAAGUUUAUAAAGAUUCAUCAAGGAUGAAGGUUGAAGGAUAAUUGCGAGGUCGUGAGAGAAACAGGAAACUGGCUAUCAAUAAUCGAUUGAUACGCUCAGCUACCUUGUAAAUUAUAAUCUUAAAGUUUAUUAUAUAUCUAUAUAUCUAUAUAUAUGUAUAUGUAACAAUUAUUAUUAGAACUGGUGCUGGUGAAUUUGUUUUUAUUAUCAAUCUGUGAAUGAGAUAAAAAAUUUAAGUGGCCUUGACAGUUCGAGAAAUGACGAAACAGUGAUUGGUCUUUGGUUUUGUUGAAGAAUAAAUAAAUAAUGAGUUCAGUGUGGAAAAGAUUACAGAGGGUGAACAAGAGAGCUGCCAAGUUCCAGUUCACUGUUUCUUAUCAUGAACUUACUCUAGAGACAACGUCUAAAUGGAGACCUAAUAAAUUAAGUGUAGUCUGGACAAGAAGAAGUAGAAGAGUUAGUUCAGAUCCACUAGAAUGGGAGCCUUGUUUGAGCGACCCGAUGAUUGGAAUUGUCAGCUGGGCUGUUCCUGACAACCACACAGUGUCUGUGACACUAUUCAAAGACCCACGUACUCAUGAACUUGAGGACAAGGACUGGACUUUUGUUGUUGAAGACGUUUCAUCAACGGGGAAAAGAAGACAUGUCGCUGCCACAAACAUUAAUAUGAAAAAAUAUGCGACCCUGGAAUCAAGUCAGCAACAGCUCAAAUUAGAUCUCAAACCAACGUCGAAAAAAAUAGUUCGCGCUACGUUGGAGUGCACUUUAUCAUGCGUAUUUCUAAGAGAAGGCAAAGCUACAGAUGAAGACAUGCAGAGUAUGGCCAGCUUGAUGUCAGUUAAUAACAACAGCGAUAUCGCGCCAUUAGAUGAUUUUGAUAAUGAAGACAUUCCUGAGGAUGUUGAAGAACUUUCGCUGAAAAAUCUGGACGAGAUUCUUGACAUUUCAACCCAGUUGGACAUGAUGACCAACAGCCUGACAGAGAAUGAAAUCCCCAGCACUCCGAUAAGCGUGGCCAGUUUGGUCAAAGACGACGCAACUCCGGUAAAUGAUCAAGUAAACGUUACACGUGAUGUCAGUUUGACGGCAAUUCCUGAUAAUAUCAAGGACAGGUCGCCUAUUAAAGAUGAAAUCGCCGUCGAAAAUGAUAAAAACGCUUCGAUGAGAUCCAAACUACAGCCAUUGGAUUUGAAAAAAAAUGAAACAUGCGCACCCCGUAUGCGAGAAAUAACUCCAGGUCAAGAUCUUUUGGAGUGGUGUAAAGAUGUUACACGUAAUUAUUCUGGGGUAAAAGUAACAAAUUUAACAACGUCCUGGCGUAAUGGAAUGGCAUUUUGCGCAAUAAUUCAUCACUUCAGACCUGACCUUAUCGACGUCGAUUCAUUGUUGCCGCAUGACGUCAAAGGUAAUUGUAAAAAGGCAUUCGACGCGGGGGAAGCACUCGGUAUUCCACGUGUUAUAGAGCCAGCUGAUAUGGAUAUACUAACUGUACCCGAUAAGCUAGCGGUAAUGACGUAUUUGUAUCAAUUAAGAGCACAUUUUACUGGUCAUGAAUUAGAGGUUCAUCAAAUCGGUAAAACUGCGGACGAGUCAUCGUAUAUGAUUGGUAGGUUCAAUACGGACAAUAAUUCUGAGGUGAGUGUACAAUUAUUCGGUCAGGAGAUAAUAAAUAUGCGGAAAAAAGAAAACAUUGAACAGAGAAGCAACAAAAGUGCUGAUACCAAUACAAACAGACGAUCAAAUCCGUUUGAUUAUAAAAGAGAUGAUAGUUGUGGUGAAUCCUUAAAAAAUAAACUACAUCUUAGUUUAAAUACUGACAUUCAGGACAACGAGUCAGGUAAAGAUAAAUCACCGUCUAGUGUCAAAGACGUCAAGGACAUUAUUCUCGCUAGCUCUAAAAGUAUCCUUGGAAAAGUUUUGUCACCGACUAAGGAAAAAUAUACAAGAGAAAAGAGCAAAUCACCACCGCGGUCACUUCAUGUUCAACAACGUCCAAUUCUUAUGACGAGACGUCAAUUAACAGAUCCAUUUGGAUCUGACGACGAAGAAGAAAAUAUUCAAGUUAUUGAUGACAAGUGGUCUCAAUCGAUUUCUAUCACCAAGUCACCGACCUCACCUCGAGACGAGUUGAUAGAUCGAGCUAUACGAGCGAAUUCCGAAGGUCCUCGUGGUCUUUCUCCAUUGCACGGCGAAUUGCGAUCACAGCAUCCGCUGGUCACUCGACAUGACGAGCUGAGAGAGCGCGCUCGGCAACUUUUAGAGCAGGCUAGAAGUCAGUCUAAAACAUCAGCAUUGUCCUCACCAGUUUCGAGUCCCGUUGAAUCACAAAAUGAGGACGAUCGGCAACAGCAGCUGCGUGAACGAGCACGACGGCUGAUUGCCGAGGCACGUAUGGGUGUUGUUUUAACACCUAGUCAGCUUGCUGAUGAUAAUAAUAGUGAUAGAAGAUCUACCGAUGAUCAAAAUAAUAGUCCAAGACGUAGUAUGACUCCAUCGACACCCGGAGACCGCUUGAGUAUAAAGUCGGAGUAUAAUGGAAAUAUACUCGCUAAUGCCAGCGCUAUCGACAGUGAUAAAAAAACCAACUCUCCAAUGUAUUCUUACAAUAAAAUAAUUGAAAGAAUUUCUCCAGAUAAAAUUAGUCCAGAAAAAAGUCCGCAGACAAUUAGAGGGUUGGGUAAGGAUAUGACGACUUACAUACAAAAUGAAUUGGAGGCAUUGGAAAGAGAGCAAAGUCAAAUAGAUAUACAAGCGGCUAAACUUGAAAAACAAUUACGAGCCGCGAUGGAGAGUGAUAAUGAAGAAGACACUGAGCGACUCAUGUCACUGUGGUUCACUCUCGUUAAUAAAAAGAACGCCUUGUUAAGACGGCAAAUGCAACUUAAUAUUUUAGAGAAGGAGGAUGAUUUGGAGCGACGUUUUGAAUUAUUGAAUCGUGAAUUACGCAGCAUACUUGCUGUCGAAGAUUGGCAGAAAACAGCCGAGCAGAAAGUCAGAGAAAAUCUUUUACUUGAAGAACUGGUUUCGAUCGUAAAUAAACGGGACGAGUUGGUCCAUCAUUUAGAUACGCAAGAAAGAGCAAUUGAAGACGAUGACGAGAUCGAACGUGAUUUGUCACGUGCUGGCUUGGCGCAGCGGAAUAAAAAUUGCGUGAUACAGUGAAUAAUGAUAACUAGCAAUAACUAUUUAAUAUAAUUUUUUUUUUUUUUUUUGCUAAUGGAGUUGCCAAAGAAAAUGAUAAAGUUGCGUCGCAUGUGUCAGUGAUUAAUUUACAACUUACGAUAUUAAAAAAAAAAAAACUCAUUUAUAAAUCGGUGCGGUUUAAUAAUUUUAUAAAAGCAAACUUUUUUUACCUGCUGUUGCUUGUUCAAAGGCUUUAGUUUGCUCACUAAGUUAUUUUAUUAAUUAUAUGUAAAGAAGUAUAGACUAAUUUUUAGUUAGUUAGUUAGUAAGUAAUUAAUUAAUUAAUUAAUUAAUUAUAGAAAAAGAAGUAAUAGAAAUACUAACGGAUUUCCGCGUAGGUUGUUCAAACACUGCGCACGCAGUCUAAUAAUUAAUAAAUAAAGUUUCUUAAUUACUUAGGUAUACUUUUAAAAAUAUAUAUUAUGUAUAACUGGUGGCAAAAUAAUUAUUCAGUAUAAACACAAUAAUAAAUUCGUCCGAUAAAAUUUAAAAACACUCGGUAAGUUAUAAUAUUUAUAAUAAUAAUCGACAUACUCAAGUCUGUGCCAUAAAAUCGUCAUGUGACAGAUCGAUUUAAAUAAAUGGCAUCCGUGUAGAUUUUGAUUAUCGACAUUAAAAAUAAUCGAAAUAAUAAAUUUUAUUAAUAUUUUUCAUUGCUCACAAUUGAAUUUUUUUCUACACAUGAUGACUGUUGCUAACUGACUGUUUAAAUUUUUUUUUAGAUAUUUUUUUUAUAGUUUAUUAAUAAGAAAAAAAGUAAAUAAAUAAAUGAAAGAAAGAAAGUAAUAAAGUUAUAAUUAAGUAUGUAUAUUUUGCUCUAAAUUUAUUGUAAGUAAAAUAUUAAGAGAUGGAAAAUAUUUUUUUAAUUUGCCUAAUUAAUGUGUUGAACCACAAUUUAUGCCAAAUUUUUUAACAUUGUUAAUUCGUUGUAGUAAAAAUUAAAAAAAAACGUACAAGUAUAAUGAUAUAGAGUAAAAAAAAAUUAGUGCUGACAUUUUGCUAAUUUGACCUUCACGUGCACUAUUAUGCAGCCUCUUUAAUUACGAUUUAAAAAGCUUCAAUAGUAAUUGCGAUAUUUAUUGUAAAAAUCAUACGAAUGUAAUUUUAAAUUCCAAUAUCGAUAUUUAUAAUAAUUUUUACUUAAUUCCUCUCUGGAAUUCGAUUCAUUUCAUAAUUUUUUUAAUCGAUAUUUUAUAAACCCACUGGUUGCAUCUUCAGAUCUUUAAGGUCAUUUCUCAGUCAGUGUUUCUCACUUUGUAAAAAAUUUCAAAUAAUGACAGCUGUCAUAAGCGUUUCAAAAUUUUAUUAAAUAAAAAAUUGUGAAAUGGAUCGAGGAUGAGCUAGAAAUAUAUUUAUUAACUGAUCAAAAUAUUCACAGUUGUAUAUAUAAAUAUAUACCCAAGUAUAUGUGACCUACAAGAUAGAAGUAUUCAAGUUGUUUUUUGACCUAUCGAUCAGAUACUGAAUUCAGCCAUCUAAUAAUUUUUGAAUUUUUUUAAAAACGAUAAAUUAUAAAAAACAAAAAUUUUUAAAUAAUUGCACUUGUAGUUUUUUAAAUUUUCUACACGUGCAUAUUUUUAGUUUUUUUUUUUUAAUCGAAUUAUUAAAGUAAAAAAAAUCCAAAAAUUACUAAUUGUUAACUUCAGGAUCAUUAGAUAAGGCAGUUGACAAAUCGAUCAGAAAUUCAUGUCACCGAAAAAAUAUCUGGUUUAAAAAAUUUUACAUAAGUGACGUCAAGAAGUUAAUUACAAAUCAAAAAUUUUUUUAAUUGGAAAAAAAGACAAAUUUCUUGGCUUCUAGACCAACAUCUGUACCUUAUUUAUAUUUAUAUAAAAAAAAACUUGGCUUUGAGACAAAAAAUAAUUCUUGUCCAUUUAAAAGACAUCUUAAAGUCGUCUGUGUUACUCGGUUAUAUAUUUAAAUACUAAUAUAAAAAGUAAUAAUAAUAAAUAUUGUAUUGGAAUUUUAUAAAGAAGUAUCGAUUAAAUCAUCAAUUGUACGCUGAUGUGAGAGCUUAUUUAUAAAUGUUGACACUUGGUCUGACUAAUCUGCUAGUAUAUUAUCAUUGUCAUUAAUUUAAAUAAAAGUAAUAAUUGUAAGAGUGAUCUCUGUACAUACCGCCGCUCUCGCCUAUUCAUUCAAAAGUUUUUAUUUUAAAUUUGAUUGAGUGAACGAUAAUAUAUAUAUUUAAUAAUUAUAAUAUUAAUAUUAGUAUUAAAAAUAAUAAUAAUAAAAUGUUCAUUGACGUCAGCAAUACAAUGCAAUAAUUGAUAAUUAUAGACUUGAGCUUCGCGAAUAUCAUAACAUGAUAUUUAUUAUUUAACAAUUAAAAUACUUAUCAUAAAUUUUAGUGUUCUGUCGUCGAUGGAUAAGCGAUAAUUUAAAUAAUAAAUUUUAUUUCAAUUUUUUUUCUAUCAUAUUGUAUU
Molecule: messenger RNA, 6069 nt
Organism: Microplitis demolitor
Lineage: Eukaryota; Metazoa; Arthropoda; Insecta; Hymenoptera; Braconidae
Gene: Ehbp1
Product: EH domain-binding protein 1
Exons: 18
Coding region: 767-3622 (951 amino acids)
Molecular function (GO): protein binding
Source: RefSeq, a predicted model, not a curated record